Hipposideros armiger (great roundleaf bat) is the source of this 1452-nucleotide messenger RNA. It is a transcript of the gene SPTSSA, whose product is annotated as serine palmitoyltransferase small subunit A. The transcript is spliced from 2 exons. Gene Ontology annotation, molecular function: serine C-palmitoyltransferase activity. Gene Ontology annotation, cellular component: serine palmitoyltransferase complex. Gene Ontology annotation, biological process: ceramide biosynthetic process. The coding region runs from base 56 to 262 and encodes 68 amino acids. The record is from RefSeq and is a predicted model, not a curated record. NCBI's taxonomy places the organism in Eukaryota, Metazoa, Chordata, Mammalia, Chiroptera, Hipposideridae.
GAGUCCUGCCAGACAGACUGACGUUCGGCUUCAACGCAGGAGGCGCGCGGCGGGGAUGGCGCUGGCGCGGGCCUGGAAGCAAAUGUCCUGGCUGUACUACCAGUACCUGCUGGUCACGGCGCUCUACAUGCUGGAGCCCUGGGAGCGGACUGUGUUCAAUUCCAUGCUGGUUUCCUUCGUGGGGAUGGCACUGUACACAGGCUACGUCUUCAUGCCUCAGCACAUCAUGGCGAUAUUGCACUACUUUGAAAUUGUACAGUGAGAAAGAUGUGACCAGGAUCGGGAGGUUCCUCAGGGAAGAACCAACCUCAGAAUUUGGAAUGGGACUUCAUCAGAUGUCAUAAGAACCUCUACUGGAUGUCAACAUAACCAACCCUAUGAAUAUAAAGACUAAAAUUCAUGAGUAGAACAGGAAAAUGAUCCUGACUCAUGUGUUGUGUUCUUUAUUUUUAAUUUUAAAAGAAGCUCUUGUAUAGUAGUUUUUGUCUAUUUUAACAUUGUAGUCAUUUGUACUUUGAUAUCAGUAUUUUCUUAACCUUUGUGACUGUUUAAAUAUUAUCCAGCGAAAGCUUUUCUUAAUGUAAUUUUGAGUACAUUUUAAUUGCCUUCUAUUUCUAAAACCCAAAGUCAUUAGUUGGGCUUUAGUGUUCUUGCUAUUGUAUGGCAUAUACAUCUGCCUGGAUAUAUUUCUACUCUUGACCAAAGUUUUGUAAGAACUGGGGCAAGGGGCUGGGGAGGGGAGGAUAUUUUACUGAGAACUAUUUACAAAAGACUUAUCUGUAAGUUUGAACUCAGGAGUACAGUUUUAGCUAUCUAGACUCUUUAACAGCUCUGCUUUAAAACUAUUAGUGUUUCUUAACAAGGAAAAAGGAAGAUCUUGCUAAAGUUAAAAAUAAGGAACAUUUCACUUUUUAAAUAUUUAAUUCUUUUUUAUAUUUAUCAAGAUGUUUAUUACAGCAUGUUUAUCAAAACAACAAAUAAAGGACUAUAAUUUCAUUAACUGUUUCCCAAAAUAGGGUAAUAGGGUAAUGAUCAAGGGAAAUAUGACCUUUUACUUAAUGAAAUAUUAUGAAAUCAUGGCAAUGAUGCUUUAGAAGACAGUGGUACCAUGGAAAGUCUGAAGUUGUAUUCAUGACAUGAUAGUUACAUUCUAAAUAUUGAAUUCUUAUGUGGACUCAUUUCCAGAAAACUUUGGUGAUGAUUCUUGUGAUAAAAGGUGGUUAACUAGCAUUAUUGUGUAAUGCUUAUAUACCGUAGAGUUUUUAAUAGAAAGUAAAUCAGUUUCCCCUGAGGACCAUUAUUAACAAUGUACUUCCUUAUGUUUAGUUUCAUGAUUGUAAUGGUUGCUGCAGAUGCAUUUGCACAUUGCAGUAGGAUAUGAAGAGAUGAAUUGUUAAAAACCAUAGCAAAAAGAAAUGUAAACUUGGUUAAAAUGCUUUCACCCUUUGUAUU